Molecule: messenger RNA, 3635 nt
Organism: Acipenser ruthenus (sterlet)
Lineage: Eukaryota; Metazoa; Chordata; Actinopteri; Acipenseriformes; Acipenseridae
Product: ATP-dependent DNA helicase Q1-like
Exons: 15
Coding region: 165-2555 (796 amino acids)
Biological process (GO): double-strand break repair via homologous recombination
Cellular component (GO): chromosome; cytoplasm
Molecular function (GO): nucleic acid binding; ATP binding; 3'-5' DNA helicase activity
Source: RefSeq, a predicted model, not a curated record
CCAAUGGUUACGCUCACAGGAAAGAUUACGCAGGAGUGAAGGGUUUUUGACGAGCUGCAAACUGAAACAACGCCCCAGAAGGAGAGCAGGUGGAGGAGUGGUGUUUUGAAAAAUAGCAAAUUAUUUGAGGACCUGAAUGUUCAUUGUUCAGACUGGUGUUUGAAAUGGCUGAUUCUGCUGAGAUAUUGCAGGAGUUGGACUCCAUUGAGAAUGAACUGAAGGCAGUGGAGCUACAGAUUAGUGAUCUUCAGGAACGUCAGAAGGAUCUGAAUGCCAGCAAGGACCGGUUGCAGAAGAAGCUGAAACAGUGCACCAAGGAUGCAGGGCCAAGCAAAAAGUUGGACUUGCAAAGCUUCACUAAGCAAGAUUUCCCUUGGUCCAAGAAGGUUCAGAAAGCUCUCGGAAUGUUCAAACUCUCCGCAUUCCGGCCCCUGCAGCUCAAGACCAUCAACAUCACCAUGUCUGGGAGGGACGUGUUCCUGAUCAUGCCCACCGGAGGAGGGAAGAGUCUGUGCUACCAGCUGCCAGCGGGCUGCUCCGAGGGGUUUACCUUGGUAAUUGCUCCACUGGUUUCCUUGAUAGAGGACCAGCUUAUGAGUUUGGAUAAGUUAGGGAUUUCAGCAGCUACGAUUAAUACAUCUAGCUCAAAGGAACAUGUUAAAUCAGUUCAGAAUGCGAUGCUUGACAAGACGUCUGAUAUGAAACUGCUUUACGUCACCCCGGAGAAAAUUGCUAAAAGCAAAAUGUUCAUGUCCAACCUGGAAAAAGCUUACAAUGCUGGCCGGCUGACACGCAUUGCAGUGGAUGAGGUGCACUGUUGCAGCCAGUGGGGACAUGACUUCAGACCAGACUACAAGGCCCUUGGUAUCCUGAAACGACAGUUCCCAAGCGUUCCUUUGAUCGGACUGACUGCGACUGCCACCAAGAGCGUGCUCAAGGACUGUGAGGAAAUCCUGUGCCUCAAAGAUACCAUUACGCUGUCUGCCUCGUUCAAUAGGCCUAACCUUUAUUAUGAGGUACGUCUGAAACCGUCAAGCACUGAAGAUUUCACUGAAGACAUUGUGAAAUUAAUCAAUAAGAGAUACAAAGAUCAGUCAGGUAUCAUUUACUGCCUUUCCCAUAAGGACUCUGAGUACGUCUCUGUAAAUCUGCAGAAAAUGGGAAUAAAGGCCAAGCCUUACCAUGCCAACAUGGAAGCUACUGAGAAGUCCAGUGUGCAUAAAGAGUGGACUGAGAACAAACUCCAGGUUGUGGUGGCAACAGUAGCCUUUGGAAUGGGGAUUGAUAAGCCUAACGUGAGGUUUGUUAUUCAUCAUACAAUGAGCAAAUCUAUGGAGAAUUACUACCAGGAGAGCGGCCGUGCAGGUCAAGAUGACCGGAAUGCGGAUUGCAUUUUGUACUACAGUUUUGUAGACAUCUUUAAAGUAAGUUCGACGGUCGUAAUGGAGAAAGUAGGUCAACAGAAGCUCUACCAAAUGGUGUCCUACUGCCAGGAUGCAACCAGGUGUCGCCGCGUGCUGAUCGCAAAGCAUUUUGAUGAAGUGUGGGAUACAAAGCAUUGCAACAAGAUGUGUGAUCAAUGCCGUCAUAAUCCAUCCUCGGAGUCGGUGGACGUGGCAGACCACUGCAGGGACCUGCUUCAGAUCCUACAGCAGGCUCAGCAGAUGGAUGAGAAGCUCACUCCGCUGAAGACCAUCGAUUCCUGGAUGGGGAAGGGAGCUGCCAAGCACAGGGUCGUGGGCGUGCCUCCGUCCAGCCUCCCCAGACUGGAGAUGGAGAUGGUCAUCGCUCACCUGCUGGUGCAGCAGUAUCUCAGAGAGGAUUUUAGCUUUACUCCAUAUGCUACAAUUUCCUACAUCAAAUUGGGCCCGAAGGCUGAUCUGCUGAAGAACGAGAAGCACAAGAUCAUGAUGCAAAUGAAGAAGUUCACAAGCAUUGAUCCAGAUGAUGUAUUGCCACCGAUAUCUGAGGCAGAGAGCUCUCCUACAUUGGCUAUUAGGGACAACCCCUCUGUACAAAAGAGAAAAAAAUCAACAAAGAAAACAAGAAACCUGCAGCGUGACCAAGCUGGACAAUGUAACCCAAGCCCCUUAGAAACCCGGGCUUCAGAAGAGGCACCGCAAAUCAGUGAUGACGAAACGGAAGUCGCAGAUCGCCGUGUUAAUGCAGAGGGAAAGUUGAUACAGGGAUAUGCUGCCAUAGAGGUUGACGUGCAAAUAGAUAACAAAGAGAAAGAAAGCCACGCGGACAGUCCCUCAGCAUGCCCAGCUGGAGCUUCACCAGUUAGAGCGAAGCAGAAGGCAGACACACCCAAAGAGAAGAAGAGAAAGAACAGGCAGGACACCGCUCAAGCUCCUACAGGGGAACACAAGUGCCAACACAAAGCAAAUCUGGCGAGUGCUCCAUCUGAAAUGUCAAUUAUUUCUGCAGCUGCGGUUGAAGAACUGCGUCACCUGCGCAGCUAUUACUCCAAACAGCUGCAAAGGAUCAAUUGCAUUUCCAGGGAAAACCUGCGAGACUCUGAUUACGGGGAUAAAGCCCCCUCAGCAAUAUGAGACUCAGCUGUGGGCCUUCGUUAAUCGGGACUGUUAGGAGUCUGUGGAGACGGGUCAGUAUGCAGAGGAAAUGCUCCAUUAGGAAGUGACAGAAAGGUUACCAAAUAGAUUAGUCAACAUUUUCAGGCCUGGAUCUCUGUGUGUGUGUUUGCUCUUCAGGGUUUCAUUUUAGCAAUUUAAAAAACAAUUUUAUUAUUAUUAUUAUUAUUAUUAUUAUUAUUAUUAAGCUCUCCAAAAUCAUUCCUGAGCCCUCUAGCUCAACUGCUAAGAACUUAUUCACUGAAAUCACUAGUACACAAUUGUUUGUAAUAAAAAAAUGUAUCUCUAUUUAACAGUAUACACUGUUAAAUGGCACUUACUGUAGUCUGUAAAGUAUACUUGUAUUCCUUAUGAGUACUCUGUUGAUUGGCACUUAGCACAGACUAACUUAAGACUAUUGCAAAGCAGUUUGUAUGGUUCCAGAUUGUCCCAUGAGCCUUCAUUACUAAUGACCUGUACAGGAGGUACAGUAUGUGGUGUGUCCUAAUUAGGCCAAUAUUAAAAGCUUAUUCCAGAGUCAGCCUACCUGCUUUAAAACACAACUUUAUACUUAUUUGUUUAACAUGACGUGAUUAAAAAAUUACUUUGCAUUGAAUUAGCUAUCCAGAGAUGAAUGUGUACUGUAAUUCAGAAUGCAUUCACUGUUUUCUGCCUCAGGUAUCCAAUUGUAAUAUUUUCACUUUCCGUUUUCUAGUAACAAGGUUUUGAUUUGCCUUGGCUUUUGUUAAAAUGUAUAAUCAAGUGCAGUAGCCACGUCAUAAUGAACGUAUGGGGACAAAGCCCAACACAUUUUGCUGGGUGAUGACAGCUCAUUUAUGCAGAAGUGUGGUGCUGUAAGCACUUUUUAUUUUGUAUAAUUCACAUGCUUUUAAAAUAUAUAUAUAUAUAUAUAUAUAUAUAUAUAUAUAUAUAUAUAUAUAUAUAUAUAUAUAUAAUUUUUUAAUUAGUUCUGCCAUCACUAUUGAACCUAUAAAGACUGUAGGCUUUUAUUAAACAAAUUGUACACUGCCAUACAUUUUGAAAUUAAAAAAAAAUUAAUAA